CCUGUUUUGUGCUCCUGAAGGUUGAACCAGAAGCGAAAGUAAGUCGCUGUCAGGAGGAAACUCAGCCCAGUUUUUGUGGGAGCUCAGUUUUGUAGACAGCCGACAAGACUAAAAACCUUUGGUCACUGAAUAAGGAUGUCACUGACUAUGACUAAAGCCGAGGGGGUGACCGUGUUCACCGUCACCUCCAAUCCCAAAAGCAAGUGGCCGCUGCUUUGCCAGCUUCUGGGCACCUUGUGCUGGAGCCCAGUCUGCUCUGUGUCUCAGAGCUUGAAGCAGAAGAUAGGCAGGACUCACACAGUUCUGGGGACUCUGCAGAUUCUGGUUGGGUUAAUGAAUGUGGCCUUUGGGUGUAUCUUUAGGAGCGUGGGCAGCUUCUCCUACUGGCCACUUUUGGACAGCUGUUUUUGGUUGGGGGCUGGGUUUAUUGCAGCUGGCAUCGUGUGCAUCCUUGCCGAGAAGUUUCCCAGCAGUUGCCUGCUCAGCUUUACCAUCCUGGUGAAUCUGGUCAGUGUUGGACUGGCUAUUACUGCCACUGUAUUCUACUCAGUAGACUUAGUGUGGUUGCCUCAACGUUCCGAAUGUGAUCAAAGUUACCUGUAUGGAAAUGGAUAUGGCUAUUACAGGACCACACCAUCUCCUGAGAAGAAAACCCUGACAGAGGACUGUGAGCGCAAGGAGUACAUUGUCAAGCUGGUCAACAGAGGACUGGAUAUCCUGCUGAUCGUGUUGGCUGUCCUUCAACUUUGUGUCACCGUCAGCUCAUGUGUUCUGAUUCUGAAGACUCUGUGCAAGAAGAAGAAAGGAGACGACAUGGAAGAUCCUGAGCUUCACAAGCCCCUCGUGGAGGAAGUUCUCUCAAACCCCGCCUGUUAGAAACACUCAAUCUGUUCAUGUAAUUCCAAAUUUUCUAUCUAGCACCUUCCUUUCUUGCGAACUGAAAUGUUACCCUGUUGUUAUUAGAGAUGGCUGUAGUUACUGUCAAAAGGCAUCUCAUUAUAACAGUUUUUAUUAGUAGUAUUGUUACUGUAGACUCUUAUAAUCCUUCACGUGCACUGCAUAUUUGUAUGGAAUAACUUGUUUUGUAGACAUCAAAUAUAAAGCAUGAAAAUCAUGUGCCAUCACUUUUGUACAGGUCAUGUUUCAUGUUUUCUUUUUCCAGUAUGUUAAAGUCAGCAAAUAAACAGUAAGUGUGCAUUCAA
This is a messenger RNA of Pygocentrus nattereri (red-bellied piranha), 1202 nucleotides long. RefSeq lists its product as uncharacterized. The record is from RefSeq and is a predicted model, not a curated record. The transcript is spliced from 7 exons. Gene Ontology annotation, cellular component: membrane. Bases 136 to 876 code for a protein of 246 amino acids. Lineage: Eukaryota; Metazoa; Chordata; Actinopteri; Characiformes; Serrasalmidae.